Photinus pyralis (common eastern firefly) is the source of this 1254-nucleotide messenger RNA. Its product is annotated as E3 ubiquitin-protein ligase SIAH1-like. Gene Ontology annotation, cellular component: cytoplasm. The transcript has 3 exons. Gene Ontology annotation, biological process: proteasome-mediated ubiquitin-dependent protein catabolic process; multicellular organism development. The record is from RefSeq and is a predicted model, not a curated record. Gene Ontology annotation, molecular function: zinc ion binding; ubiquitin conjugating enzyme binding; ubiquitin protein ligase activity. Bases 171 to 1127 code for a protein of 318 amino acids. NCBI's taxonomy places the organism in Eukaryota, Metazoa, Arthropoda, Insecta, Coleoptera, Lampyridae.
UAUACAAUUGUUAUUACCUCCCCACUGCGCAUUGCUCAUAAGGAAAGUUAGUUUGGUGUAAGUGUAGCUACGGUGAUUCACGCACAUUUGUUGAUCAGUUAGGAAUAAGCAAAGACAACAAUUACCUUUGGAAUAAGAAAGUUCCAAGAAACCUCCAUGGAUUGGCGUGCAUGAAGAUAGCCAGUACAAAGAAAAUGAACACAGGAAACUUGUUUUGCUGUAACUGCUUACAACUCGUUUCACCUCCGAUCAAGCAGUGUUCCAACAAACACUCCAUCUGUGGAAAAUGUCAACCCAAAGGCGAAACCUCCAUCUGUCCGAAAUGCGCCAACCGAUUAUACGCCGUAUCCUAUGACGAGUUGGAAAAAGUCAUCGCGCAGCUAAACAAAGAAAAAGUUACCUUUCCCUGCGCCUACGAAAGUAAGGGUUGCUCUUACAAGAUCGAGCAGGCUCAGAAACUGUUACACGAAUCGGAGUGUAAAUUUCGCUCGUUCCAGUGCGAAGGGAAAAAGUACUGCGGAUGGAAAUGCGACUGGGUUGGGAAAUAUGAUCAACUCCUCGACCACUUCAGGAAUCAUCACGACUGCGGUAUGAACUACAAGGUGGACCGCGCGCUGAAAAUUAACUUCGCGGUGGAUUCGACGAGCUUGGAACCAAUAGACUAUUACGACGGAUGCGCCCUCUUCUGGUACAAGCAAAAAGUGGACGUUUCACUCCAAAUGGUUUAUUGGGUAAUACAAUACGUUGGCUUGCAAAAGGACGCGUGCCAGUACUUUUACGAGUUCGAAAUCCACGACGGUCCAAUACGGAAAAUAAAGAUAACGGAAUUUUGCGAAAGCGACAGCAUGGACGCGAAUUCGAUCUUAAAAUCUGGGCAAUGCGUCGCCCUGCCAUUCUCCGCCGUUAAAAGCUUUCUGAGCGUCGAGGGAUAUUUAUAUUUUCGUUUUCGGGUUAUGAAAGUCAAAAAGCCGUCCACGGCAAAUAACGAUGAAGAGAAUGCCGAAUUGAAAAACUUAGUCGCGCAGAUGAGAAUAAACUGUCCUCCCAUGCAUCCCAGACGUACAAAUCAUGAUGCUCAAAAUUGUCCUCAGAAAAAUCCGUUUGGAAAGAAGCGCUCAAAUAAGUGAAGACCAAGCGCUGGGGAUUGCAAAUGUUUGCUCCGGAGUCCAUUUCUACCCUUGAGAUUUUUGUAUUUUUCUACAUAUUUUAAGUUAAUAAAUUGUUGCUAUAUUUCAAUAUAGUUAUAGUCAGAGA